Molecule: messenger RNA, 576 nt
Organism: Ixodes scapularis (black-legged tick)
Lineage: Eukaryota; Metazoa; Arthropoda; Arachnida; Ixodida; Ixodidae
Product: cuticle protein 63-like
Exons: 2
Coding region: 1-576 (191 amino acids)
Source: RefSeq, a predicted model, not a curated record
AUGACCAACGCCUUUAGGCGUGUCAAGGUGCUUCGUGUCUGCAUCGUCAUCGCCCUGGCCACGAGCGCCUUCGCUGGCUACCUCCACAACGGCUACGGCUACGGCCAUGGAGUCACCUACUCCGGACUGACUGGAUACGGCUACGCUCCCGCCGUCAGGUCCUUCGCCAGCUCUUACCACGCUGCUCCAAUCGCCAGGGUCGCCACCUACCACGCUGCUCCAGCUGUUGCUGCUUUCGCCGCUCCAGCCGUGACCGGAAGCUCCACCCACACCGUGUCCACCUACCACACCGCUCCGACCGUGGCCACCUACACCACCUCUCCCGCCGUCGCCAAGGUGGCGGCCUACCACGCUGCUCCGGCCCUGGCCACAUUCGCCCAUGCUCCGGCUUAUGGCUAUGGCUAUGGCCUCGGUCACUACGGCUAUGGACACGGUCUUGCCAGCUACGGCCUGAACUACGGCUAUGGCCUUGGUGCCUUCAACCACUACAAGACUCUUCUCCACAAAUGUGAGAGUUUUGAAUGUAACGAAAAAUCAGUCGAAAUUCAGGUCCUACCCCAUAAAUUUGAUGUUUAG